CAGUUCAAAUGCGGCCGGCGGUCGAAAGAGUCUAGAGUGGCACGAGCUGUGGAACUUUUCGAGAGCACGUUCCUCGCAGCAGAAUUAUCGGGGCGGUUCUUCGGAAGAUGCCAGCUUGCUAAAAACCGACAAGCAGAAAUCGAAAACAUAUAUCCGCCAUCUACCAGAAACUGUUGAAGACACAUCCUUCCGAUUAUGGCUGUGGAUUAUGUGCUGGAGGACCUCAUGGGGAAACUGGGGGAAUUUGGUAAAUACCAAUUCUUGCAGUUCUUCCUGCAAGUCCUCUCCGCUUUGACCGCAGGCAUGCAUAUGCUCUCCCUGGUUACGGUAUCCGCAGUGCCAGAGCAUCGCUGCUUUAUCGAGGGCCUGGACGACAGCAUCCUGGCGGUGGGGCCCUGGAACGCGAGCGCCUUGAAGUUUGCCAUUCCAACGAAGGCCAAUGGGGAGCUAGAGUCCUGCCUGAUGUACGAUCCCACUGAUUUGGACAGCAACACGACCAUCGCCUGUGAAAAGUACGUGUACGAUACAACGUACUACAAGACAUCGCGCACAAUUGACUGGAACCAUGUGUGCGAUCGCCGCUGGAUGGGGGCCAUUGUGCAGACGGUGUUCAUGUUGGGCGUCUUCACGGGAGCCGUAACCCUCGGUGGACUGGCGGACAAGAUUGGCCGCAAGACGGUCUUCUGCUGGUCGGCGCUCUUCCAGCUGAUCAUCGGCGUGGGCGUAGCCUUCAUUCCGGAGUACUUUUCCUUUAUGGUUGCCCGCUAUCUGCUGGGAAUUGUGGGAUCUGCUGGAGCCUAUAUCUGUGGAUUUGUGCUGACAAUGGAGCUGGUGGGACCCACCAAGCGUACUGUCUGUGGCAUAACCUUCCAGGCGGUCUUUGCAGGCGGCAUCAUGCUGGUUGCUGGCUGGGGUGCCAUCAUUCAGGACCGUCAGUGGCUCCAGGUGAUCUAUGGCCUCCAUGGCUGCCUGUUCCUUGCCCACUGGUGGCUCCUCGAUGAAUCUCCGCGCUGGCUGUGGAUGCAGGGACGUGCCGCCGAGGCCGUCGACAUUGUGGCCAAGGGACUGCGUAUCAAUGGCUCCGGGAUACCCGUGGACAAGGACUACUUUGUGCAAAAGGCCAAACAGCAGGCGGCGGUGGAGGAGAAGUCCAGUGCCGGAUUGAGCGAUCUCUUCCGGACACCCAACCUCCGCAUGAAGACGCUCAAUGUGUGCCUCUGCUGGUUCGCCAACUCCAUUGUCUACUAUGGACUGUCGCUGAGUGCCGGGAAGCUGUACGGCAAUCCCUACCUGAUUCUGUUCAUCAUGGGUCUCGUGGAGUUCCCCAGCUACAUAACGAUUGUGUUCGUGUUGGAUCGUCUGGGACGUCGCUCCAUUACCUCCACCCUGAUGCUGAGCGGCGGACUUUGUUGCAUUAUAGCCGCAUUUAUUGCUCAGGGCAGCACCACCUCCACGGCUGUGGUGAUGGCUGGCAAGCUCCUCAUUGCCGGCUCCUUUGCCGUCAUAUACAACUACUCGGCGGAACUCUUUCCCACUGUUGUACGGAACUCCGCAAUGGGCUUGGGCUCCAUGUGUGCCCGUCUCUCCGGAGCCCUUACGCCUCUCAUCACCCUCCUGGACUCUUUUGAUCCAAAGAUUCCCGCCGUACUCUUCGGCGUGGUGGCCCUGGCCUCUGGCUUCUGGGUGAUGUUCCUCCCAGAGACGAUGAACCAGCCCAUGCCCGAGUCCAUCGAAGAUGGUGAGAACUUUGGCAAGGGCGACACGUGGUUCAGUCAGUGUGCUGGUCGCAAGAAGCGCCAGAAUAGUAUUUACCCGGACGAUCCCGAGCAGAUGGUGCCGCUCAAGAAUAUCGAAAGCAAAUGAAGCAAAACCAAAGUUCUGCACUAGCCCCCACACCCACCCCACCCUUGUUAUCCUUUUUAUUUCGUUGUUAAGCAUUGCCUUUUUUUAGUAGUAAGCUCUAAGAUCCAUUUCAAAAAGUGAAUAAAACGAGGCCGUGUGGCCUUGGAGGAUACCCUAGGCUGCCGCAGGUCUCUUCGUUGUUUUUAA
Molecule: messenger RNA, 2049 nt
Organism: Drosophila persimilis
Lineage: Eukaryota; Metazoa; Arthropoda; Insecta; Diptera; Drosophilidae
Product: organic cation transporter protein
Exons: 3
Coding region: 196-1863 (555 amino acids)
Biological process (GO): transmembrane transport
Cellular component (GO): membrane
Molecular function (GO): transmembrane transporter activity
Source: RefSeq, a predicted model, not a curated record